AUGCCGGUAGUUCAGCACGGAAUCAUACUCACCGUGCUUCCCAUGGCAAGGUUCCUGUUGGCCCUUGUGGGGCUGUUGUGCUGGUUUUCUAGCCGGCACACGAGAGCGUCGGAGAGCGCCAACAACAGUGGGAGCGGGGACAUGUACACCUCGCCCAUGCACUCGUUCCACGCACCAUUCACUGUGAAAGACCUGAACAAAGGAUGGGUGCUCAACUACUCUACAGCUAGCACAAACAAGUACCUAGUGCUCAUCCCAAACGUAUACAACCGAAGGGGGUUCCUUCACCACAGCAAGCCCAUCCUUUCAGACACCCUCAAUAUCGAAUUCAGUUUCCACAUAAAGAACAAAUACUACAAGGAACCUAUAGACCAAAGAUAUUACAAAAGUAACCAGUUAAAAGAAACAAUAUAUAAUAUUUCAACAGAAGAACAGAACAAAAUAAAUGGCUUUGCCUUUUGGCUCUUACCAAAUGAGUUCUCCCUACCAAGUGUGGUAAAUGAUGAAGGAGUGAUGCAACUUGAGGAAGAUCAAUUUGGCUUGUAUGGUUAUAAAAAAGAUUUCAAUGGCAUCGGGGUAGGUUUUCAAUUACGAGGAAACAAUUUAGUCUUAUCAGGGUUAAUUAAUAAUGGACAAAAAAAAGUUCAUGUGAAGGAGAACACUACAAAGAGUUACAACCUUAGUGUACUUAGCAUGGACAAGCUGGUCUAUGUGAAAAUAACGACACACAAAAAUGAAAUGCGUGUGUAUUUGUUCAAUGGAAGCAACAACAGCUAUAUUCACUGCUUAACUGUGAAGAAGCAAAUACCAAACGAAAAUUACAUAGGGUUCAGUGCUUUUAAUUAUAACGAGAAUGAACAGCUGCCUAACACCAAUGAAGAGAAAUAUGUUCCAACCUUCGUUGGGAUCACACACGUUUCAAUCUCAAGUAACAAUGUUGUCACUGACGAAGAGCAGGCAGAGUACUCAGGACAAGAAGAAGACUUAAUGGAUGCCAAUGUGGAGGAAGACAUCAGGAACGACUCAAGUGAUACUUCUAACGUACUAAACUCCAACCACCUCAGCAAAGAGGAAAGAGCCCACUCUCUAACCGAUACGCUGCAAAAUUUCAUUUCUAACAGAAAAAGUACUGAACAAAAAAUUUUGCAGAGUCUUAACGUGCUGCACGAGAAUCUUUUACUUGUACAAGCAGAGUUAAAGCAAGUGAAAAAAAAUAUGGUGAGCAAAUCUGAAGACCCAAAACACUUCCAUAAACUGUUCAGCACAGAAUUGAGUGACCUCAAAAGCUUAUUUCAUUCACAUGCACAACACAGCAAGCAGAACAUGGAAGACAUCACAGACAGGUUGACAAAACGAAUUAAUGAAAACCAAGAAUUGAAGCUUCUUGCGCACAAGGCCCAGCAGCUGGAAACUAUCAUUAGUAAGGGAAACAGUACGUCCUACUUUUUUUCGUUUGCCUUUGCUGUCCUCAUCAUUUUGACUCUCAUGUUGAUUUACAAAAAAAUUAGGGACGUUGAAAAGAAACAUAUUUUGUGA
Plasmodium fragile is the source of this 1536-nucleotide messenger RNA. RefSeq lists its product as uncharacterized. Gene Ontology annotation, biological process: endoplasmic reticulum to Golgi vesicle-mediated transport; endoplasmic reticulum organization; Golgi organization. The transcript has 2 exons. Bases 1 to 1536 code for a protein of 511 amino acids. The record is from RefSeq and is a predicted model, not a curated record. Gene Ontology annotation, molecular function: D-mannose binding. Lineage: Eukaryota; Apicomplexa; Aconoidasida; Haemosporida; Plasmodiidae. Gene Ontology annotation, cellular component: endoplasmic reticulum-Golgi intermediate compartment; Golgi membrane; endoplasmic reticulum membrane.